AUGAUAAUACUCGAGGUGAUAUUGCUUGGUUUGCGGACUGCCUACAAGGAGGACAUACAAGCAUCACCAGCUGAGAUGGUAUAUGGAACAACUCUCUGUAUACCGUCCGAGUUUUUCACCGAAAAUUCAAAAAACAUUAAUGAAGCUGAGUUCGUCGUCAAUCUGCGAAAAGCCAUGCGCAAUCUGUGCCUAAAAGAAACUGCAUGGCACGGAAAUCGAAACGUCUUCGUUCAUCAGAACCUGCAAACAUGCAAAAGCGUUUUUGUGCGCAACGAUUCUGUGCGACCAUCGUUAUCACCUCCAUAUGAAGGACCAUUCGAGGUGGUAAACAGGAGCGGAAAGUUCUUCAAAGUAAACAUGAAGGGCCGGGCUGUGAACAUUUCGGUGGACCGACUCAAACCUGCCUACACACUGGAGGAGCAGGAAUCACCGAGUACUACAAACGCCGCAACUAUAACCGCCGCUACGAUUCCUCCGACUAGGGUCCCACGUUCUGUCCGACGAGUUGUAAUUCCACUCCGAUAUCGUUAG
This is a messenger RNA of Armigeres subalbatus, 531 nucleotides long. RefSeq lists its product as uncharacterized. The coding region runs from base 1 to 531 and encodes 176 amino acids. Lineage: Eukaryota; Metazoa; Arthropoda; Insecta; Diptera; Culicidae. The transcript has a single exon. The record is from RefSeq and is a predicted model, not a curated record.